This is a messenger RNA of Malurus melanocephalus (red-backed fairy wren), 4207 nucleotides long. RefSeq names its product shisa family member 5 (gene SHISA5). Lineage: Eukaryota; Metazoa; Chordata; Aves; Passeriformes; Maluridae. The record is from RefSeq and is a predicted model, not a curated record. Gene Ontology annotation, biological process: positive regulation of canonical NF-kappaB signal transduction. Bases 75 to 830 code for a protein of 251 amino acids. The transcript has 7 exons. Gene Ontology annotation, cellular component: endoplasmic reticulum.
CCCGCCCCGCCCGCUGCCUCCGCCGCUUCCCGCGGGUCGCCCCUCCCUGCGCGCCCUGAGGAGAGGUCGCCCUCAUGGCGCUGUGUCGGGGUGUGUUCGCCUUGUGCCUCUUCUGCCUCCCCCUGCUGCCGGCGGCCGUUUUGGGUGAGGAUUGUUCAGCAUAUACUGAUAAUUUUGGCAAAAUACAACCUGCACAAUCCUGUCCUGACUUCUGCUGUGGAUUUUGCUCGUAUCGAUACUGCUGCUCGAACUCAUUCCUAAAAUUUAAUGCACAGUUGUACUGCAGUGAGCCUAAUAAAAGGAUACGUGACCUAGAAGAAACUAGAGAAUCUAUAGAGAAGAUGCGAGAGGGACUCAAGAAACUCCAUACAUCCGACAGCUGGGUCUCCGAUGCUGACUUUGAUGAUUUCUACUCAUCUGGUCCCAGUUUUGGAGCCCUUAUUGCCAUUGGAGUUACUGUUGUUGCUGUCAUUGCUAUUACUCUUAUUCUGUGUCUCACCUGUUCCUGUUGCUGUCUGUACAAGGCAUGUCGAAGACCACGGCCUGUGGUGACCACCACAACRGUCGUUCACCCUCCCUAUUCCCAGCAACCAGCAGUGCCACCCAACUACCCAGCAGCUCCGUACCAAGGCUACCAGCCYGUGUCUGUCCAGCCCCAGCCGGGAGUGCCAGUGGCUCCGUACCCUACACAGUACCCUCCCCCUUACCCCAUGCAGCCAGCGGGACCCCCAGCUUAUCAUGAAACCAUGGCAGCUGGUGCUGGAGCCCCUUACCCUACUCAGCCCCCUUACAAUCCUGCUUACGUGGAUCCUCAGAAGCCCACCUAUUGAAAAGCUCUCUUACUGUGCUUCUGCAUACAAAACUUUUCAAAAUAUAAUUUGUUCUGUUUACACCAUGCACCUGUACUAUAUUUUUCUGGAAGACAGCAAUCUUUUGUCUAAGUAAAGUGAAAAUUAUUCAGUAUAUUUUUUUUAAUGCUCCAAGGAAGGAGUAAUUUUCUGCAAAAGUUAAUUUAUACCUCAAGCAAAUACAAAAAGAGAUUUUGCUCUAGAUACAAUGAGAAAAGCUUGAAGAAGGAGUGUUUCAGAAAUACAGAACCACAAUAACAUUUGCUGUGCAAUAAUUUUGAAAGGAAUGGUCUAACAUGAGCAUUGUCAAAUACCCAAAGCUGAAGAAAUCUUUUGCACGGUAUUAAAAUGUAAAARCCUCUGAGAAACUACCUGAUACAUAUUAUGUAAGUUCUGCCUGUUUUGAAGCUAUUAUUGUUAGGUAAGCUACCACUUAAUACAUUUCAUUUACCAUUCAAAAGGGAAUUUUCUUAUUUUUCAACACAUUUGCCUUUGGUAAGGGGUAGCAAACAAGUUUGUCUUUGCUAGUUCUAAAUAGCACGAGUUGGUAAUUUCCUUGUUUCCUGUUCCAAUUUUAAGGCUUAAAAACUGUGCCUCUGUUGGGUGUUAUAGCUAGAAAUUAACAAACUCUCUGCCACUUAAUGGACCAAAUUGAUCAAAAGCUGAAAACCUGAAAAUUCUUCAUAAAAAUCAUUGGACCAGUAUUUCUUGUUCAGGUAUUAUUGGACAAGCUUACUUCAGCCAUCUGUUGUUGAUGAGUUUGGAAGAAAAAUCAGCCCUUGAAUCGUAUGUUAAGCAGAAGAAACUUGGCAGUUUUCAGUCGUGCCUCAUCACAGGGAAGGAAUUWGUAUUACAGGAGAGAUGGGAUGUCAACAGCAGAUUGGGGUUUUGAAAUGCUCAGAGUUUUCCAUUGUCUGUAGUGGGAACUGUAGAUGGCARGAACCUAAGAAUUAGAGACCUUUAUAAACCCACACUCCAUUGGAAUAACAAUAUGCUGGGUGGGGGGACACAGUAGGGAUUAAACCUUCCUUUUGUCUUCAGCAUUCCCAUAAAGCUGAGCAGAGAAUGAGAAGUCAGGGAAAAGAAGGAUUUGGUCACAGCCAGGUAAUGCUUUUAGUCAUCAAACAUCUUGAGACAUCCUCAUGACUAUUACCUCUGCUGAGACUUUAGGCUCUAUGAAUMUUUUAUUGCUCAAACAAAUAAGGUGGAUUUUUUUUUUCAGUAUCCUCAACAACUUUGUCAUUUCCAACAUUUAAAUACAAUUUGUUGUUAUUCCUCAUAGAACUAUCUAGUUUUUUGUAUGUAUUGCUGUGACAUAAUCAGUGAAAUAAUUUUAACAUACAUUUUACACGAAUUUUAUUUUUUUUAGAGAGGCCAUGGAGCCAUUUGUCCUGUGAUUCUGCAUUUGGGGUAUAUUACUGUUCAGUGGCAUUGUUUUACCUCACAGAGUGGAUGGAAAUYGCUGCUAUCAAAGGCAGCCUUGUUCCUCUUUCUGAUUUUUUGAGUCUAUUUUUGGAUUAUUCYGAUUCUUUUUUUAAGAAAGUUUUCAGGGCAUUUCAGAAGAAACUUGUAGAAAGUUUUCACAUGGGGGCUCAUGGCAACCUGUGCCCCUCUGUUACACCUCUCUGAUUGAUGAAGUUAAUAGCAUGAAAUGRUGCCAAGAGGCACUCACAGAGCAUGUAUCCAUGUAUCCUGUCUGUGUGUUCCUCCUCUUUCCUGCCUUGUCAGCUGAGAAAUUGGGCAAAGCUUCAUUACACUGUUUGGUGUUACAUGGGAACAACCAAAAAUUCAUGGUGUCUCCUGUAUGGAGGAGRAAGUGUUGCCUUAGAAAUCCGGAAUGUUUCUGUGUGGGAAGGCACUGAGUAACUGCAGAAAUAAAUCCCUUGCUGCAGAUCCUACCCCUGGUGUUUAUUUGUGGAGAAGGAGGGCAGAGAUUGCUCCAGCACCUUUGUUAGCCUGGGUGGAGCCAGACCAGAGAGGGACACUCGUGCAGUGUCCAGUGUGGAGCUUCUUGAKGUUGUUACUGUGCCCUGUUCUUCCUGUCCUCCAUCUGGUGUGACAGAGGAGCAGUUUGGGGCACUCACAGUGUGGUGUUUGGGUUGUGAAAGGGAAAUCUGCAGUUUCAUCCAUUUCAGGAUGGCUCACUCAUCAUCCCCAAGGAGAUGGGAGAAAGUCAAGUGGCAGCAAUAACAGACAUUCCCAAAUGUGUGGGUUUGGUGUGGAAGUUGUAUAGACCAGAUUGUCCUGCAUUGUCACUGCUGUGUGUGCGGUGGGGACAGAUGAGGGGUGGGGUUAAGGAGCCUGAAAAUGGACCCCUUCAGUGGACAUCUGCAAAUGACAACUAUGUACAAGUGAAGAGGUCAAUCAUUAAUAUCCAAGGAACUGCGUUAGCAGUACCAUUACMAAUUCAGUUACAAAACUCACUGAAAGAAAAUGGUCCAGUUCACAAUUUAUCAGAAGUUUUCUUAUUGUUAGUGCAUUAAUCAUCAUUAACAAUGAGGUGUAGGACCAAAUUUUGGCUCUUGCCCUGCAGCCUUGUUAAAGCUUGUUUUCAAAUAGAGAAGAGARUGGGAUGGUUAUAGAGAAAAUUGAGAUGAUCCAUAAAUUUUCAGUUUAAGCACUGCUGAUGUGUCAGUCCCAGUAGCUGUUGCCUUCACAUCACACUAGUACUCCACAGUGCUGUGGAGAGGAGGGAGGGAGCUAAGACUUUAAAUGUUGAUAUAUCUUUUUUUUUUUUUUUUGUAAUUCUGUAAGUGCCUUUGUUUCAGAAAUGUUUUGUGGAAUUAAAGACAGUAGAACAUUGAAUUUACUAGAUAAUCAUUGCUGCUUUUGUUACAUAUUGUAACCUCGCUUUGUAUGUUGUUUGUAGGUUAAACAUAAGUAUUCAAACCAAAUGGCAUAAACUCUAUGCACCUUUGUAAUAAAUGCAGUGUUUGAAAUACAUUCUGUCAGCUUGGUUUUCUUAGCCUCAUUUUGAGUAUUAUUUAGGGUUGUAUCUGCAAAGCUACAUUUUACUUCAUUGUGUUUGACAGCUCCUGUUACUGAGUGUMUUUUAAGUCACCUUGUAUCAUGAGUAUCACUUUUGGUGGUGGAGACUGAAGCCUGACCAAAAUUACAGGUCCCCACAUAAAGCAAGGACAUUGUAAAUUCGUGAAUGAUCCACUGACCAAAUGAUGCCAAGUAAAUCCAAACUGAUUGAAUCUAAAGCCUUGUCUGGCCUAAGGAGUCUGUUAAAUGCAUGAAGUGGAAUUGGCUACCAAAUCCCAAGACACUUGAGAAGUCUCGUGUAGACAAGAUGGUGGAUUUCAAAGAAGUCUGUCAUUUCAUUAAAGUUUAAUCUUCUCAACCUGUUUAGACUU